Calidris pugnax (ruff) is the source of this 3335-nucleotide messenger RNA. RefSeq lists its product as uncharacterized. The transcript has 4 exons. NCBI's taxonomy places the organism in Eukaryota, Metazoa, Chordata, Aves, Charadriiformes, Scolopacidae. The coding region runs from base 1 to 663 and encodes 220 amino acids. The record is from RefSeq and is a predicted model, not a curated record.
AUGGGGGCUCAGAGGGGGAUAAUUAAGGGUGUGCUGUCGCCCGGCGGCCAAAGACCGGUACUGCAGGUGGGGAGUCGCGCAUGCGCAUCCCGGCCCGGCUCGGCCCCGCCCCACCCGGCCGCGCAGGUGCCGGCCCACACACAGUCGCAGCGGCUGCUGCUCCGAGCUGCAGAAGCCCCGCCUGCCCACGAAGUUCCUGACCCCAGGGAGAGCUGCGGGGGGCGCAGGCCGCGCAACGGGUUUACUUUGUGCUGUCGCACACAAAUCUAUAAAGUGUUUAAGGAGAAAAAGUCGGCGGAGGGGCUCGGGAGAAAAUGGCGGCCAGUACGAAAUCGCAGCUGCACGGCCCGGGAAGAAAGCAGGGUCCAGGGGACGGGUCCUCGACCGGGCCGGGUCCUCGACCGGGUCGGACCCGCGGGACUGCCACGAGUACGUCGUGAGGCAGCCGGACCGCGUCAAGAAUGUCAACUGCCACUGUUUCUCCGGGGUCGCCCUUUCUUCUGCUGCGACAGCACAGUACAGAUGGAGAGGAUCUGGGGCGCUCUGCGAGUACAAGCCGCAUUGACCAAGCGAGAGGAGCAGCAGCAGCACCAGGGCUGUAGCGGCAGCGCUGGGUCCCUCAGCGUCAUUCUGGUCACGGCACAGCCUGGUCCUGCCCCUUGAAGGGUGAUCUCCCUGCACCGCGCUGGGAGGAAGGGGCCAGGCAUUUCCCUGCACCAGCCAGAGGUUCACUGUUAGGCUGAGAAGGUGUUCCAGGCGGCAUUGGUCAGUCUGAAGAGGGACCAGAAGCGUCGGGAUGGCUCCGGCUUUGGUGGGCUGUGCUGUUUUUAGAGUGGAGCUGUUUCCUCGGGAUCCUUCUGUCGCUCGGCUCCUGUCCUGUCCAUUGGUCGGAGGGCAUUGCCCUACUCUCUUGGGUGCUCUUUUGUUUGAUGAUGCUGAACUCCAGUUGGGCUUUGUUGUUUGUUUUGCAGGUGCCUCAUUGUCCACGUCUUGUGCUGCUUGAUAGCUGCCCCAGCCUGGGUUUGCGGCCAGUGGUGGAGCCACGUGAGGGGAAGGGGCCAGCCCCGGGUCUGGGCGUUUGGUGUUUUUUGUGGUGAAUAAAAAUGAGGGGUAUUUGGGGCCAUCCCAGUGUCACCAAAGGGGGUGAUGAUGCAGCAGAGGAGCAGGUGAGUUGGGGAUGUGGGGUGACAUGGGGUUCCCCCCUAAAAGAGGUAGGUCACAGCUGCAAAAUAUCUGAAAAAUCAUGGAGGGGGUUAAAAAAUAAUGAAGCCUGUAAAUAUGAGUGUGAAGUAUUGAAAUAGAGAACAAUCUCUCAUUUAUCUAGAGAUGGAAAAAUAUUUAUGUAUAUAAAAGGAGUUAAGAACAAAACUCUGUAUGGAUUCUAUGAUUCUGUGAUUCUAUAUUGUAAAAAAGAUCUUAUAUAAAAAUAUAUAAAAUCCUAUUUAUAAAAAGAUAUUUGUGUCACAAUAGAUGUCUAAGGAGAUAGUUUAAGUAGAUAUUCUACAUAAUGAGUGUUAAUGUGUAAGUCGAAGCCUAAACGGAUCUUCUAUUGAAGUGUAACAAGAGAGUACAUUUUCCCUAAGUCUUAUACAGGUAUAAAUAAACGCAGAGGUCUUAAGUGCCUGUGCUGUAGAUGGUUCUAAGUGGCAAAGGAAGCCUAUUGCUAGAAGGGAUUUCAGAACUGGCCCUUCCCUCUAAUCUCUCUUGAAGGCAUCCAGGCACUUUCAGAAGCUGCCCCUUCCCCCGUUUCCCCUCCCGCUCCGGCAAGCUAGAUUCUGUGCAGUGGGAGAGGAGGAAAAAAACCCACCCCCAUUUUCCUGCAGGGACACAAAACUCCCUGAUGUUUCUGUGGUGGAGAAGGUGGCACCCCCACCUGCCUUCCUGGGCCCCGGCAGACUUACUGCUGUCGCCCCCAGGGCCACAUGCAGAGCGCUGUGGCGUCCCUGGGGCCGGUUGCAGGGUGAAAACCACAGGUUUUUGGUGCCGAGGCAAUGUCUGUGGCUGCCUGGGCUGCGAGCAGGAAGCCCUGCCCACUGGUAAGUGGUUAUGGUCCCCAGGUGGAGGGAAGCGGGCUGAGAGCGGUCACCGCUGCUCACCCUGGUGAGGUCUCAGAGGGGGACAAGGAAGGGGGUGCAGGUGCCCGGCAGCCAAAGGCUGGAGCUGUGGGUGGGGAGCCACGGAAUUACGGGUUAGCUGUUUGUUGUGGUUUUUGUCAAGGAUGAAUUCAGACCCCUGGCUCUCUGAAAGCUGAGGGACUGGUACUGGAGAGGAGCCAAGGUAGUUUUAGGGAGGGUUUUUUAAGUUAAAGAAGGGAAGAGGGCUGUUCAGGAGCAGUCCCCUUUGGGCAGGUAAAGGAAGCGGGUUACUCUUCAGCACAAUGCUAGUGUGUGCCGGGCAGGCCGGUUCCACCUUCGGGAUCAUGUUGGAUUUUACAGGGUUUUUUUAGCAAACUCAUGUGCCCCAUGGGCAUGUGUAAAUACUUGGUCAUCAUACCAAUGUUGGCAACAUCUUUAAUCUGGAUUGAAGCAUGGUGGAUGUGCAAAGAAAACAUUGUGGGUUACUAGAAAUGUAGAGCAAGAAGGAAAGAAGCAGAUUCCUCUCUCUCUUAUUCACUAGAUUUAACACCUGUAGCUUUCUGUCACUUUUCAAUUCUGUGUACUUGUGAUAAUGAACCUCACCUUCUGGCUUCCUUCUGUUUUAUACAGAAAGAAUCCAUUUGAUUUCAACAGAAAUACUGCUUAUUUUGCAUUGAUAGAAAUUCCAGAAGAAACAGAGCACAGGUCUUGGAUUUUUUUUAGAAAGAAAAUUGGAUCUUUUCAGUUUUUGGAAAACUGGAUCUUUUGCAUUGUGAAUAUUUUAAACAUGAAAAUGUAUUAAUCAUAACCUUUGUCCCCAAAACAAAUAUUAUUCCUUAAGGUCAGAUGAGAAGUUCUGUUUACCCUUCCAUAGCUGGUUGAACAUUUAGAGUAAUAGUCUACUAGGACAUCUUGAAUCCCCUGAAACAGAUGUCUGACUGAGAUGGAUCAUUUGAGGGUUUACGUGUGGCAUGUGGUUAUAAUGAACCUCAGCGAAUAAUAACAAAACCGUGAAUUUGAUUUAGGAAGGAUCAUGCUUCAGGAAUCCAGAACAGGUCUGCUUUAUACGAUGACCACAGUAUAAUAAGGUUGCAUUACUUGCCCUGAAAAAAAUAACCAGUAUUCGGGUAUAAUUCAUCUUAAUGAUUUGUUCUUCUAUUAUGAGAAAUAGCACUAUUGUUAAUUAUAAUUUUGUAUAGUUAUUGUGUAUUGGUGAUAAUGUAAUGAUCACAUAUUACACAAUUUUGAAGAUUCUGUUUU